This is a messenger RNA of Synchiropus splendidus (mandarinfish), 1159 nucleotides long. RefSeq names its product dehydrogenase/reductase (SDR family) member 9 (gene dhrs9). The record is from RefSeq and is a predicted model, not a curated record. The coding region runs from base 150 to 1109 and encodes 319 amino acids. Gene Ontology annotation, molecular function: oxidoreductase activity. The transcript has 5 exons. Lineage: Eukaryota; Metazoa; Chordata; Actinopteri; Syngnathiformes; Callionymidae.
AUGGUGCUGUCGUUGCGAGGGAAGGUCAGGUGUGGAAUGCGGAAGGUUGCAAUCGUGGAACACAGGCAGAUAAACGGAGGAGCGACGCUUGUCCUGUCUGCUUCUGAGCGGCCGCACGUCCGUCAGACGCUCCCGGGAGAGAGACGAAGAUGUUGCUGUACCUGGCGGGACUGGUUCUUCUCUGGUAUGUCUACCGGUGGUUUAAGGAGUCCAAGCAAGUGACAAACAAGGAAGAUCGAUAUGUCUACAUCACCGGCUGCGACUCCGGCUUUGGCAACCUCCUGGCUCGACACCUGGACAAGCUGGGUUACCGAGUCAUAGCUGGCUGCUACACGGAAAAAGGCGAGGACGAGCUGAAGAAGGUGUCUUCCAACAGACUGGCCACCAAGCACCUGGACGUCACCGACACUCAGAGUGUGGCUGAAGUUGCCGCGUUCAUCAAGAACCUGGUUGGACCGAAAGGCCUGUGGGCGGUGGUCAACAAUGCUGGCGUCUCCGUCCCGUCCGGCCCCACCGACUGGCUCACCAUCGAGGACUACAAGAGCAUGCUGGCCGUCAACCUCUGCGGCGUGAUCGGCGUGACGCUCAGCGUGAUCCCCCUCCUCAAGAAGGCCAGAGGACGAGUGGUCAACGUCGCCAGCGUCUUCGGCAGAAUCAGUCCCUUCGGCGGGGCGUACUGCGUGUCCAAAUACGGCGUGGAGUCUUUCAACGACAGUCUGCGCUUGAACAUGGCGCCCUUCGGAGUCAAAGUGGCCUGCAUUGAACCCGGCUUCUUCAAAACAAACGUCACGGAUAUCAACCUGAUGAAGGAGAACGUGAAGAAGCUGUGGGAGAGGUUACCUCAGGACGUGAGGGACGACUACGGAGACGAGUUCUACACCAUGUCCAUUAAGAAGCUGACCACCGACAUCAAGCAGCUCGCCGACGCCGACCUGAUGAAGGUGGUGGGCUGCAUGGAGCACGCCAUCUCUGCUGUCCACCCCCGAACCCGCUACUCACCCGGAUGGGACGCCAAGUUCAUCUGGCUGCCGCUGUCGUACAUGCCCGCCUUUGUCACUGACUUUCUUUUCCUUAAGUUCGGCUUUAAGCCCAAAGUAUCUCAGCUGUGAUGUUGAUUUAACCAGUGGUGCCAACGCAACAAUAAAAUUGUUCAGCAUGA